AUGGGAAACGGGAAAGCUAUUAAAUUCUGGUAUGAUAUUUGGAUUGGGAACACAGCUCUGAAGUACCGGUGGCCGAACCUUUACAGUUUGGAGAAAUCUAAACUCUGUUCUGUUUUUGAUCAGCUGCGGAGGGUGGAUAACAACCUGCGUUUCUUUCCGGAGUGGCGAAAAGGCAUUUCUUCAGUAGCAGAGAUCUCAGAGAUGCAGGUAUCUUAUUUAUUAGUUAAUGUGUCGUUUACAGGUUCGGACGAUACAUGGAACUGGAAGACAGACACUCGACAACCCUUUUCUGUAGCUGAUGUGAAAACGCUGAUAAAGGAAGGCACAGAACAGCCGAGUAACUACAAGAUGAAGUGGGAGACUUGGGUUCCAGGCAAGGUUAAUUUAUUUGUAUGGCGAACUGAAAUGGAGCGCAUUCCUACAAAGAUAGUACUUCGUAGUCGGAACAUUGAUAUGCCAGAUGUGACUUGCGUUUUAUGUGAUGUGGAGGACGAGGACGUGAUGCAUUUGUUUACUGGGUGUGGCUUUUCCUUUGGUGUUUGGUCUGCGGUAGGUAAUUGGUGCAAGAUAGGCCCUAUUUUUGCUUUCGAUUUUGAAGAUUUGUUAAAUCUGCAUCAUCAUAUUCCAGCUAACAAACGGGGGAAACGGACUGUCAAAGGGAUUGUUAUGAUAACCUGCUGGGCUAUAUGGAGGGCUCGAAACGCCAAAGUUUUCCAAGCAAAAGAGCCGAAGGUUACGGAAGUCGUUUAUUCUAUUAAGUCUUGGUCGUAUUUGUGGUUAAAAAACAGGACUAGGUUUUGUUCCAUUCUGUGGAAAGAUUGGGCGAUUAAUCCCUUGUAUAUGUUGUAA
Messenger RNA from Helianthus annuus (common sunflower), 849 nucleotides. RefSeq lists its product as uncharacterized. NCBI's taxonomy places the organism in Eukaryota, Viridiplantae, Streptophyta, Magnoliopsida, Asterales, Asteraceae. The transcript has a single exon. The record is from RefSeq and is a predicted model, not a curated record. The coding region runs from base 1 to 849 and encodes 282 amino acids.